AUGCCGAAAACAUUAGAAUUCAAACUGAAUCAGAUGAUUUUGAAGCAAGCUUGUAAAAGUUUCAAAUUAUUCCAAAAUCAAGGUAAGAUCUAAUAUUUAAAUAUAAGAUCAAAAAUUAGAGAAAAUAUAACAAAAUUCAAGAAGCUUGAAAGUUCAUAGGAAUGUAAAAUACUUAAUUAUACAAUGGAUAAUCAUUUAUUAGAAUAAUUGGGUGUUGGAAGAAAUGCAAAGAAUUAAAAUAGAAGUUAUAAAGUUUGAGUAUAUUUACUUCUAUAACUUUUCUCAUUACAUUGUUAUAAUUUUAAUUUCUGAAUCAUUAAUUAGUAUUACAAAUUAAUUUAUGAAUCCAUUUGUUACUGAUACUUUAUCAAUGGUUUAAAUCAAAUCCAUCAACUUUAGAACCAUUAAAAAUUGA
This is a messenger RNA of Paramecium pentaurelia, 415 nucleotides long. NCBI's taxonomy places the organism in Eukaryota, Ciliophora, Oligohymenophorea, Peniculida, Parameciidae. The record is from the annotation of a GenBank genome assembly.